Molecule: messenger RNA, 3884 nt
Organism: Pygocentrus nattereri (red-bellied piranha)
Lineage: Eukaryota; Metazoa; Chordata; Actinopteri; Characiformes; Serrasalmidae
Gene: lrit3a
Product: info leucine-rich repeat, immunoglobulin-like and transmembrane domains 3a
Exons: 4
Coding region: 247-2199 (650 amino acids)
Molecular function (GO): protein binding
Source: RefSeq, a predicted model, not a curated record
CUAAUCCACACUCUCCUCCACUCACCCCCCCAAUCCAACACAAUCCAGCCUGAUCCACCUAUCCAGCCAAACCUGGAGACGUGCUGGUCACCUGGACAUGAGAAACGGAGCUCCGGGAAUGCCCAGCGUCCGCUUUUCUUCAUUUCCACAGUGGGCCGGUGGCUGUGUGAGUGUCGGUGGAUGAGUGAGUGUGCAGCAAGUGGGCUCUGAUGUGUGUGUGUGAGUGUGUGUGGUGCUCAGUGAAGGAUGCAGCGUCUCCUGGUGGUUCAGGUGCUGCUGUGCUGUUGGCGGUUGGUCCAGCCAUUCUGCCCAUCACAAUGUACCUGUGUGUUUCACUCCCGCAGCGAUGGAACAGGAACCAGGACCGUCCUCUGCAAUGACCCAGACAUGUCGGACAUCCCGGUCAACGUGCCGGUGGACACUGUGAAGCUGCGGGUGGAGAAAACGGCGGUUCGUCGGAUUCCCACUGAAGCCUUCUACUACCUAACUGAGCUCCAGUACCUGUGGAUCACCUACAACUCCAUCACCUCUGUGGACCCAGGUAGCUUCUACAACCUGAAGGUCCUGCAUGAGCUCCGGCUGGACGGCAACCAGAUCUCCACCUUCCCCUGGGAGGCCCUGAGAGAGAUGCCCAGCCUCAGGACGCUUGACCUGCACAACAACCGCCUCACCAGUGUCCCCAUGGAGGCUGCCCCUUACCUGGUCAACAUCACCUACCUGGACAUCUCCAGCAACAGGCUCAGCACCCUGCCCUCUGACCUGGUGGAUAUCUGGCCUCCUUUUUCUGGCAUUGCGCCAACCUUGAAUGCUUCCCAGAAGAUCGUACUGGGUCUCCAGGACAACCUGUGGUACUGUGACUGCCGGAUCUCCAAACUUAUCGAGAUGUCCAAGAUGACAAACAUUCCAGUGGUUUUGAUGGACCCAUAUCUGUCCUGCAGUGGCCCAGAGAACCUGUCUGGUGUUCUCUUCCAGAGAGCUGAGCUGGAUCAGUGUGUCAAACCUUCAAUCAUGACCUCAGCCACAAAAAUCACCUCUCCUCUUGGCAGCAAUGUGCUCCUGCGCUGUGAUGCCACAGGAUAUCCCACUCCUACCCUGCUGUGGAGCAAGGCAAAUGGGUUAGCUAUAAAUAACACAGUUGUCCAAGAAUCUCCCGGUGAAGGUGUCCGGUGGUCCAUCCUCAGUCUGCAUGGUAUCGAGGUGAAAGAUGCUGGCGUGUACCGCUGCAAAGCCAAGAAUGUUGCAGGAAAUUCGGAGGCCUUUAUCACCCUCUCUGUGGCUGGGAUGGAUACAACAACAGUGUCCCUUUCAUCAAGCAUGACCAAGAAACCUGAUGACAGUCCAGGAUUAAUUACCCAGUCUCUGCCUCCAGUUACUGGCACUGUAGUUCCAACAUUUACAUCUUUUAGGCCUACUACAUCCAAGCCCCCCAUAACCACAAUGCCAUCUGUACCUAGUCGGAUGAACCUAGGCCCGGGUGGAGGCAUUCAGAGGUCUCCACCUGCUGGAGAUACACCAGCUAAGAUGCAGCAAGGAAAGGAUACUAAAGGUCUGGGUACCAGCGAUAAAUCUAGGAAAAAGGGAAGUGCCUACAUCAAGGAUAUCGAAGUGGUUGAAGAGACUGGAGAUACGGCAGUUGUGCUAUGGACAACUGAGGGUUUGCCUAGCGAUACACCCUUAUCCAUGGUGUACUUCCCAUACGACACAGAAGAUAACAAGGAAAUGCUAGAGACUGAGGUUGGGUUGGGGAAACUUCUUUUAGAGAAUCUGCUGCCCAACCAGGUCUACACAGUCUGUUUGGUUGCCAAAGGUUUUGUGUCUGGAAAGGACCAAUGUGUGAAUUUUAGCACUCUGGACACCUCUGGGGAUGAUAGCCAAAACAAGUGGCUAAUGAUUGCUAGUGGGAUUGCUUGCGUUUUUGCACUCCCACUUAUCAUCCUUCUUCUCUAUAAGAUUGUGUCACUCUACUGUAAGGGGAGAGCCAGCAGAAAUGCUGGAACAGAUGAAGACCUCUCUAAAGAGACUUAUGUAAAGUUUGAGACUCUCACAAUGAAACAGAGGACACUGAAUGGACAGGCGAAUGACCUCUGGGCUCGGAGGCAGACACAGGAAUCAGAAAGGAUGCUUCUUUGCUCCCGUUCAAGUAUAGACUCCCAAAUGACUUACAAAAGUGAUAGCUCACGAUCAGAGUACUUGUGCUAGCUAACAAGUUUUUAGCCUAGAAACCAAUUCCUGGGAACUAGGAAUUAUUAUAUUCAUCAUCUGGGACAAUGUUGCCUGUGCUAACUCCACCAUUUGCAAUGAGAACACUGCAAAUGUUGUGCAUAAUCACUUCGUAUGUUACUGAACUAAAGAUGAGCCCAUGUAGAUGAAAGUGCUCAUGAUAUCACAAAACACACUUCAUCUUGCCACCAACAUGCAGGCACACUAUGGGUGGUUUCCCACUGCACAUUUAAAAACACAAACUGAUCCAAAAGGGAACCAAAAGAAUGUACAAUUCUAGUUUGUUUUCUACCAGAUCCUUUGGGACCAGAAAAUUUGGACUUGUGCUUUUUCCAUUGGCCAUCAGUCAGGUUUUUGGUUGCUGCUCAAAAUCGACACCAACAGGAAUGAAAGAUACUCAAGGAUGUUCUCUGAUUUUGGAAACUCUUUCAGCUGAAGCUUACAACAAUUUAGCAAACUCUUUACACUAACAGGUGAAGAUAAAGUCUCCAAGCCCUACUGCAUUGCCAGUUGGUGCCCCAGAAUGUAAUUAGGAAAGAUUACUAUGUUUUCUAAGCUAAAAUAAGCUAGUUAGGAAGCUAACAGGUUAGCAUUUAUGCUAGCCUCCACAGAAUGGGUAUCUUGACAAAUGUAAAAUACAAACUUUAAUUGAUUCGACACACAGUUGUGUGCAUUGCAGACAUUUGUAAGCACUAAUUCAUUUCAGCUCAGAUAGUGUUAUGUUAAGAUAACUGGUAAGCAAGGUAGCUAAUUAGCCAAAUUAAAUGCCUUAGAGUGGCAUAAAAUUACCAAAAAGACAAUUAUUGUGACAGUUCCAGCUGUCUCUUAAGCAGGUAGAAAACAAACUAGAAUUGUACAUUUUUUUGGUUCCCUUUUGGAUCAGUUUGUGUUUUCAAAUGUGCAGUGGAAAAACACCCUUAUUGGCCAUUCACCAUACACUUUUGAAGUUUGCAAUCAAUUGCAGUCUGUGUCUGGGUAAGAGAGAAGUGUAGUAGCUUAUUAUUUACAGUGUGAUGACACAUGCAUGAGGUAUGGAACACAGAAUGUGAAGUACAUUUAAGCUACUCUUAAGAGUUUGUUUAUGUAUUAGCAAGGGAGGUUCACAGAGAAAACACAGAAAACACAGUCAAUUUAUUGCCUUAUAAUACUAUGAUAAUUCCUCUUCUUUUUAUUAUUUCCUGUUUUUUAAAUGGAGUGUUUUCUUUUAUUCACUGUACCCAAACAUACAGUGCAUGUUUGUAUUCAAGGUGAUUAUUUUUUAUGGUAUAUAAUGUUCAUAAUUAAUGUAAAUAUGGUAUAUUAUCUCCUUAUGCAAUGAUCAUUAGCACCUGACUAUUAAGAAUUACUGAAUUAAUUUUGUGAAACAAAUUAUUUGAAACGGUUUCGUUCAGACAUGCUAACAUGGCUAACAGAAAGCAGUUGGCCUAACAGUUGCUGGAAUUCCUCUGUGAUUUCCUCUUGGAAGAGAUAAAAGAUUGCCUCUUUUAGAGAAGAUCUGACAGAUUUUAAAUGCAGGAUUUAUUGUAGUGGUGUUGCAAAGCCCUGCCAAACACACACCCACACACUUUCUUCCUGAACCAGUGUAUGCAUUAAACCUUUGCCAUGUUUUCUGUGAUAAAUCUGCCAUCUUUUACAACCAGAUAAACUUUAAAGGGUAAUUAAAA